AUGUCCUCGGCUAUGCAACAGCGCAAGGCCGAGAUCCUUGCCAAGAGAGCCAAACUCGCCGAACUGAAGCGGCAGAGAGAGCUGCGGCAGAAGGAAUUCUCGCAAACCCGAGCUAACACCGGCGAUGCUUCUGAGGUUGUCUCCCCUGCCCCCAGCCGCGCAGAUAGUCGAGCUGAGCUCGAUGAUCUUAUCUCACGUUUGGUUGACCGCCCGGGGUCGGCUUCCAUCAGCCACGGGGCCGAUGGCCUGUCACGGAAAGGAAGCAGGCCUAAUUCAGUCCUGAGCGCUAGCCAACUCAGUGGCGACAACACGGAAGCAUUCAGUCCGACUACGCGACCACUUUCACAGUCAAUUGCUGUUCAAACAGUCGGCACGGAGCCGUUUGUCGCGGCUCCUGAACCACAGCCCGCCCCUGAGCCCAAACCCGAAGUUGUCACAUAUAGUAAAGGAGUCCAGACGGACGACUUGAAACCAUCAGGCGCCACAGACUCAGACGAUGAAGAGAACAAUGGCAGCAAGAGAGAUAGCGAACGCGACGAAGAGAUCCGGAGGAAGCUCCGCAAAGAGAUCGAGGAGGAGCUGCAGGCCACUCAACAGCAUGCUGACAAUGAGGCCAGCGCCGAGGCCUUAAAUAUGCGUUACCCGCUCCGUACAUUAGAUGAUGACGAGUUAAAGGCUGUCACGUCAUCUGAGGACUUUCUGGAUUUCGUUGAACGAUCAGCUAAAGUCAUUGAACGGGCACUGGACGAGGAAUAUGACGUGCUAGCAGACUACGAGCUUGGAGGCGUGGAUGGUGAACUAGAAGAUGACGAUGAACAUGGACGGAAGCGGCGCGGAAUUAGGGAGGUCUGCCAGUUCUGGGACGAGCGAUGGAGCAAGAAGCGUAUGAUUAGUGAUCUUAGCUUUUCGCCGAAGUUCCCCGAACUUGUUCUGGCUGCAUACACCAAGAACCCUUCUGCCCCUCAUGAACCCGAUGGUCUCGUCCAGAUCUGGAACCAACACCUUCACUCCCGACCGGAGUAUGUCUUUCAUUCUACCUCUGACAUCUUGGCCGCCAAAUUCUCUCCAUUCCACCCUAAUCUCAUUGUUGGCGGUUCGUACUCGGGGCAGGUACUGCUUUGGGAUACUCGGUCGUCGCGCGCAGGCGGUGGCGCUCCCGUUCAGAAGACGCCGUUGACUGGCUCUGGGCAUACUCACCCGGUCUACAGUAUUUCCAUCAUUGGAACGCAGAAUGCCCAUAACAUUUUGACCGCAUCAACAGAUGGUGUAGUCUGUGGUUGGACGGUCGACAUGCUUUCCCAGCCUCAGGAAUACCUCGAACUAUCGACUCCCCCACCCUCGAAAACAGAAGAUCUUGCACCCACGACCAUGUCAUUCCCGCAGUCCGACCCCACGUUCUUCAUCGUUGGUACUGAGGAAGGAGGGAUCUACCCAUGCCAUCGUUACGAUAGAGCCGGUGCCAAAGCUGGUACCGACCAUCGCCUCGUGUAUCGCGGUCAUAAAGCCCCGAUCAUGUCCACUGCAUUCCAUCCCGCUCGCGGUCCAGUUGAUCUGGGCGAUCUCAUGCUUAGCUCUAGUCUGGAUUGGAGCGUGAGGCUCUGGCGCAUUCGUCCGCCGGCCACGACUGCCCCUGCAACCUCUGCUAUAGCCACAACUCAAGUCGUGGAACCUAUUCUUGACAUUAAUCGGGAGGAUGUCGUGUAUGAUGCACGAUGGUCCCCUCAUCGCCCCGGUGUCUUCUCUCUCGUCGAUGGUGCUGGAAACCUCGAAGUCUGGGAUCUCUACACGGACACCGAAGUCCCCGUCGUGAAGACGACACCGUCCAAGGGCCGUGGAGGCAUACUGACGAGAAGUCUUAACAAGGUAGCCUGGGAAGAGCGCGAGGGCAGGCGCAUUGCAACGGGUGGGCUCGACGGUGUGGUUACUGUCUUCGAAGUCGGAAAGGGUCUCAGCGGUACUCCGGAAGACGUGCCUGCCGAUGAAUGGGCGGGCAUGAAGAAACUCGUUGGAAAGUUGGAACAGCAGGACCGGAACAACUAA
This is a messenger RNA of Aspergillus tubingensis, 2040 nucleotides long. Its product is annotated as putative dynein intermediate chain. Gene Ontology annotation, molecular function: dynein light chain binding; dynein heavy chain binding. The transcript has 3 exons. NCBI's taxonomy places the organism in Eukaryota, Fungi, Ascomycota, Eurotiomycetes, Eurotiales, Aspergillaceae. Bases 1 to 2040 code for a protein of 679 amino acids. Gene Ontology annotation, cellular component: cytoplasmic dynein complex. The record is from RefSeq and is a predicted model, not a curated record. Gene Ontology annotation, biological process: transport along microtubule.